Molecule: messenger RNA, 7240 nt
Organism: Myxocyprinus asiaticus (Chinese sucker)
Lineage: Eukaryota; Metazoa; Chordata; Actinopteri; Cypriniformes; Catostomidae
Product: transducin-like enhancer protein 4
Exons: 16
Coding region: 2979-4919 (646 amino acids)
Biological process (GO): negative regulation of canonical Wnt signaling pathway; regulation of DNA-templated transcription
Cellular component (GO): transcription regulator complex; nucleus
Molecular function (GO): protein binding; transcription corepressor activity
Source: RefSeq, a predicted model, not a curated record
AGGAGGUACACUGACAGUGAUUGACAACUCAUCAAGGUUCUGGGGUCUUCUCCCACUGGUGUACAGAGACACACACACAUUUAGUACAGCACGCAGCAUUUAGGUUUUAAUGAAUCUCCGUCUAAAUAAGGACUGCUGAUAUCAUGCAUUUUUCUUCAAAGCAGAACACUCCUACUGAGUCCAGUUCCCAAAAGUCGUCUGCUUUAAAAUUGAUGAGCUCAGGUUGUAUGGCGGUCCAAAUUCAGCUUGAGUCCAGCAUUACUGUCUGCUUUUAGCAGCUAUUCAAUGGGUAGUUCACCCAAAAAGGAACAUUCCAUAAAAAAUGUAUUCACCCUCAUUCACAUAAAAAUCAAACUUGUGAACAACAAACAAAUUAAACCCAUUGCUUGUUUCUUUCACAUUUGCAUGAAGGGUAAGUGGAGAAAAUCAUUUUGGACCCAUUUUGCAUCCAAACACUGAAAAGCUCCAAUUCCCAUGUCAGGGAACCAAAGAUUCAUUGUCAUCUUCAAAGCUUUGGAGCUGCAGUGCUCCGAUGUGACCACAGUGGGUUGAGUGAAUGCACACUAUGAAUUAAUUAAAUUAAUCUGUUAUCAGGGGUGUAAAAAGUACUCAGAAAUUAUACUUAAGUGAAAGUAUGGAUACUGAGUGAACUAUUAAAAGUCCAAGUAUCAAGCCAAGUGAAAGUAAAAAAAAGUAUUCACAUUAAACUGUACUUAAGUGUUAAAAAAGUAAAAAGUAACUUUUUUCAUUGUUAGAAUUAAAUCAAGAGAGGAGAUUGUGUGAGAGAGGAUGUUGUUAAAUUUGAUUGGUUUGUUAAGUCGCCUUUUUACUGUCUUCGACUGCCAUAUUUCUCCCCCAGGGCAUUCACAACCUGGUCAAAGAAUCAUGUUACAAUAACUACAUUUUUGCAAAAUAAUUUUUAUGUGGCCUGUUGUACGUAACAUGGCAAUUUCCUGGUGGAAUAAACACAAGAGGCGCUAAAACAACAAUGACAUUUAUCCCCUUUCACUCAAAUCACGUGUAAAAUGGCAGAUUAUCAGUUCAUAAACAGGUACUUUUUGCAGCGUUCCUCACACAAUGCUAUCUUAUGACAUAUAAGCACUUCUACUAUAGCGCAUGACUCAUUUUAAUGUUUGCAUUACAUAACCAACUACAUUUACAAGCUUGUUCAAGUGUGAUCAAAUUGCCAGUAGUUCAACUGACAAAGUGCUGAAUAUGCGAUACAAAGGACCAGGAUACGAGUUAAGAAGAGCACGCGAGUCGACACAUGAGUGAAAAUGUCAUAGAAGAACCACAAACGUGACGUAGUUGCUUCAGAAAUUGUUUUUCAUCUCACAUUUGCUUUUUAUGAUACUAUCGGUUAGGUUUAGGUUUAAGGUUUAGGGUAGGGAGGUCGGUUUUACUGAUUUAAAUCUCGAUGGAACAUUAACCUUAAAAGCCUCAUCUGUUUGGGAGAACAUUUCACUCGCUUUUAGCACCACACAGUGGACAUUUCCCUUUGGGACUGCCCUGAGACGUGUAAUGAACCACAAUUUUAUUUUGCAAAAACAUUGCCACAGUCAUGCAGUGUUCGUUGCAUGGGAGACAACACUCAUGAAUUGGGAUCUCAGAGCACCCAACGCCUUGAGACAUAGAGAGAAAUUCAAAUGAAUCUUUGAAGAAAGUUAGUAAUGUUGUUGGUUUUUUAAAUUGUUUUCUGAGGUUUGCUACCCAACCUUGCUGUUUAGCAGAUAAAAUUCAUAAAUAAUAUUUACUCAGAUUCCAUUAUUUUUAUUAUUAUUAUACUUGCUGGUUUUAUAGUUAUUAUUACAAUUAAUAGUUCCCUAACAACAACAAUAAAAAUUCGGCAAAUGGGGAGUAGAAAUUCAUAGAUAUGAUUUAAAUAUGAAGGCAAGUGUAGAAAUAAAUGACAUGUACACAUUUACAAAAUUACAAAAGCUUUUUGUUUUUAUAUAUAUAUAUUUGCAACAUGAAUGAUUAUUUUUGACUUCAUAACUGUCCAAUCUGUAGAAGUAGCAGGCAUUUAGAAUAAAGUUUAGGACAAAAACCACCAGUGUUUCUCACUUCGUGCUCAUAAUUUUGAAUGAAUACAUCACAUUCAGUCAGGUGGCCACAUACGGUCUAGUUGGACAAAUAUUUCAACAUAUCCGAAGCUCAGAUCAGAUCCAAAAUUCCGCCUCUGCAGAUGGUCGUAACUCCACACAACCAUUGUGAGACACUGAUUUUGAAAUGACAUCUGUCAUUUGUCAGAUGCAGUGAAAAGGUGAUUUCAGUCCACUAAGAUGAAAGAAAAUGAUAUACAAAAAUGUAGUGAGUACUUAAAUGAGUAUAAAAAAAUAACACAAGUAUUUUUACUCAAUUGCUUUACACCCCUGUCUGUUAUGUUAUAAAACCUUAACAAGAAUUUCUGAAUUUACGAGAAUGAGCUUCAGAAACAAUCACGAUUAUGUCCAGGUCAUCCCAAAACCCAUUUUUAAUCUUAAUGGUCUUAAAAAUAGGCUUCCUUUUCUUUAUGCAAAAUAAUUUUCUGACCUUCUCUGUAUGAAAUUAUAAAUUUAGUCAAAUAACAAGAACCAUUCUUAUCUCUUACAAGGCCAGAUUGUGUUAAAAAUUCUGUUUCAAUGACACUUGUGUCUGUGAUCUUUUAUAAGUUGUAUACUGUUAAAUUUUCCUUUCAUGUGAGGAUACUUGUAUUCCACAAAAAAAAAAAAAAAGGCUGUAAUGUCAGACCUCAGUUCAAAUGAGUAGGAUUUAUUUAUGUGCAGAUGAGCAAUAAAAGAUCAGACAGAAGUGUAUUGAUUAAGAGGUCACCUUUAGAAUUACCUUGAGUUAGUGUCUGCUGACGAAGAAGGACAGAGUGAGAUGUCUGUCAAUAUUGACUGUGGGUGUGUGUGUCGGACAGAGGGAAUGAAAGGAGGAGUGUGGAAAAGCAUCAGCAGCAGGUUGUUCAGGCAGUGGAACGUGCCAAACAGGUCACCAUGGCAGAGCUCAACGCGAUCAUAGGGCAGCAGCAGCUCCAGCACCUGUCUCACCACACUCCAGGUAUCCCUCUCACUCCUCACCCUUCAGGCCUGUCUUUGGGUGGCACGUCUGGACUGCUGGCCCUCACCGGAGCUCUGGGAGUCUCCACCCACCUCACUAACAAGGACGAACGCAAUCACCUUGACCCCGAGCACCUGCGAGAGGGUGCACCCAGCAGGAGUAAAUCAGUGUCGUCAACAGACAGUCAGGCAGCAGAGGAUCGUCAGGGUCCAUCAGGGGUUUAUUCUUCACAGACCAGCAGUGAUGCCAAACGGAGACGGUGUGAUGAUAAAGACGUCCUCCCGUCUCACUAUGACAGUGAUGGAGAGAAGAGUGAGGACAAUCUUGUGGUAGAUGUCUCAAAUGAGGAGCCUUCCUCCCCCAUAGACAUUGCCCCUCUUUCUCCUCAUGGGAAUGGUUUAGACCGAGCUCCCACCGUGAGGAAAGAGCUCCCAGGAUCCCCAAGUCCCCCACCGGCCACCCCACCGCACAGCCCCCCUCCUGACAAGAAUAAGGACACUUCACAAACAGAGAAAUCUCAGUCCCCCUCCUCUAAAUCAGGCAAUUCCUCUCCAUCCCACCAUGAUCCUCUUACCCCUGGUCCACCCGGGCCCAGCACUUCCUGUUUACGCCUCGUCAACAAACCCGCCGCCUCAGCAGACCCGCUGGCUUUGCGGAGUCCUUUGACUAUGACACCCGGUUCUUACCCGACUCACUUUGGGGUUGUGUCUCACGCCGGGCUCAAUGGAGAGCUGGCAAGCCCGGGUGGGUUUGGAGGCUCGCUGACCAUUUCUCCCCAAAUCAGUGCAGCAGCCAGUGCCUACACACGCAGCCCUAUGGUAGCGUACGAAUCUCGUUCACACCUUAGAUCCUCAGGGCUUUCGUCCUCACUGCCUAGCUCCACUGGUGGCAAACCUGCAUACUCGUUCCACGUGAGUGCAGAUGGUCAAAUGCAGCCGGUGCCCUUCCCUCCUGAUGCCCUUCUAGGCCCAGGCAUCCCCCGGCACGCCCGUCAGAUCCACACCCUCAGUCAUGGAGAGGUGGUGUGUGCGGUCACAAUCAGCACCUCCACACGUCAUGUCUACACCGGUGGGAAAGGCUGCGUCAAAGUUUGGGACAUCAGCCAACCGGGCAACAAGAGCCCCAUGGCCCAACUCGACUGUUUGAAUAGAGACAAUUACAUCCGCUCAUGUAAGAUACUCCCAGAUGGGCGGACCUUGAUAGUUGGAGGUGAAGCCAGCACGCUAUCAAUCUGGGACUUGGCCACGCCCACUCCACGCAUUAAGGCCGAAUUAACGUCAUCGGCUCCGGCCUGCUACGCUCUGGCCAUCAGUCCAGAUAACAAGGUCUGUUUCUCUUGCUGUAGUGACGGAAACAUUGUGGUCUGGGAUCUGCACAACCAAACGCUUGUCAGGCAGUUCCAGGGCCAUACAGAUGGAGCCAGUUGUAUCGACAUCUCUAAAGAUGGGACCAAACUGUGGACGGGGGGUCUGGACAACACCGUGCGUUGCUGGGACCUGAGAGAGGGCCGACAGCUCCAGCAGCACGAUUUCAACUCACAGAUCUUUUCUCUGGGUUACUGUCCUACGGGAGAGUGGCUUGUAGUGGGGAUGGAGAGCAGCAAUGUGGAAGUGCUGCACGUCUCCAAACCAGACAAAUACCAGCUGCAUCUUCACGAGAGCUGCGUUCUCUCGCUCAAGUUCGCCUACUGCGGGAAGUGGUUUGUGAGCACGGGAAAGGACAAUCUGCUGAAUGCAUGGAGGACACCAUAUGGAGCGAGUAUCUUCCAGUCAAAGGAAUCCUCGUCUGUCCUGAGCUGUGACGUCUCCCCAGAUGACAAGUAUAUUGUGACAGGAUCUGGGGAUAAGAAAGCCACGGUGUAUGAGGUGGUGUACUGAAUGCAGAAAUGAGGAAUACGUAAAUGGAUGGAAGAAAAAGAAUGGCAAGCAUGAAACAAUCAUGGCAAGCUUGGUGGGCAACCAUGGCUCUUCAAUUUGCUGUUUUCUGUAUACAUCCUGGUCCUUUCGCUCUAACCAAUUAACCAUAUCAAGCAUUUGAGCAUCACACCAGCCCAAUACAACAACAUCAAUGGCGUGAGUUUGGGGCAGCACUAUUUUUUGUGACCAAUGGAAAUAGUAAUGAAUAGUGUUCGAGAAAACAGUCAUUUUCGCAAUUUGGUUCGGUGAUGCUAGUUGCGCAGAAAUCACCUGCACAACUUUCACCUUCGAAGACAUUUUUUCACAAAAUUGGACAAAGUGGAAAAUAACUAUUUAUUACUAAGAUGAUAACUGAACACAACUCGAAUUAAAUACAAUCAAGGUAGUAUGUUUAUGUGACAACAAUGUUGCAUACUAAUGUUUAAUGCUUUUAUCGAAAGCCCCAUAAGACAGAAGGUAGCUGCUACUUACAGAAACACCAAUACCAGACAAUCAUUUCAUUAGUUACAAACUCCAACGGGGCAUAUGCAAAAGAGUGCAACAUCUUUCCCCAAUGAGAACAGAGAGUUUGGAGGCUCUUGGCUCACAUUGGGGCAUCUCCGUCUGAACACAAUAUGGGAAUACAAACAAUUCUCCACUCUCCUAUCCAACCCAAUUAGACAUUCAUGUGGCAAAUCCCAGACGAAUUGUCCAACUUGCAUUUAAUUUCUUUCUCCCACAAGCUGGUGUCUAAUAAGGAGCAUGGGUAAAUCAUGCAGGAUUCAUGCUGCAAAUAUUCAAAACCACAGACGUUUUUCUUUUUAAUUUCCUUGAAUUAACACAUAUGUUGCACUCAUUUGCAAUUUAAUACUUAUUUUCAUGUCAUUCAUUAUUAGGUUUGAGUUAGGAAACCUUUUCUUGAUUGUAUUGAGAUUAAGCAACGCAGACCUAUAUUUAAAGAGAUAGUUAACCCCAAAAAUGAAAAAUCUUCCAAUAUUGUCACCCUCAAAUGUUGAUCCAAACCUGUAUGACUUUCUUUCUUCCGAGGAACAAAAAAGGAGAAUUUGGAAGAAUGUCUGAGCUUCUCUGUUACAUACAAUGAAAGUGGAUAGGGACCUGGGGCUGUCAAGUGCCAAAAAGGACAAAAAGCACCAUAAAUAUGUCAUAAAAGUUGUCCAUACAAGUGUGCUAUAUCCCAAGUCUUCUGAAAUCAUACAGCAGAUUUGUGUAAGGAACAGACUGAAAUUUAAGUCGAAGAUUCCAAAAAUCUUACCUUAAAAACCUUGCCUGACAGCUGUGGUCACCAUUCACAUUCAGUGUAUGGAAAAGAGCAGCUUGGACAUCUGGUAUAAAUGACUCCUUGUGUUCCAUUGAACACGUUAAAAUACUUGAGGGGAAGGCUACAUUCACACUUGUCUGUUUUUGCUUAAACUCUGUAUUAGUGUGGAUGUGACCUAAGUAAAUGAUGACAGAAUUUUCAUGUUUGGUUGAACUAUUAUGAAAACACUUCUGAAAAAUUUGUUUAAAUGAAAUUGAUAAAAAAAAAAAAAAUUAAAAUGUACAAGAAAAAAAAACAAAACAUGCAAACUCUUCUCAGGUUAGUUUUGACAAAGGGAAAUGCUCUGCUUGGAAAUCUGAGAGGUCCUAACACAGAACCUUUUUGCACACCAUAAAUAAGAGCUGUGGUUUCCAACCUAACCAGGAAUGUUCAAGAAUCAACACAACAGGAUUCAUCUAUCACAUCCUGCUGGGAACAGAUUUUUUUUUAAAUGACUGUUUUGUUUCUUCUUUUGAUCUAUAAUGCUUUUCUCAGCGCUGAAAAUCGCAGGAAGGUUGGAUGAGUCAAAUGAUGUUUGGAUUGUGAGCUUUCCAAACAGGAGGAAUUGUAUGAAAUCAUUCGGUUCCUUCUUUUCUUUUUUUUUUAUGGCAAUAGUAAGCAGUGUUACUGUCGUGUUUUGAUCAGUCUGUUAUUAUGCAGAAAGUGUAAUGUGUUCUGUUUCUAUUUCAUGAAUAGCUGAAAAUAUGGCUGCCUGCAAACUGUGGCAUUUGUCUUUUUAAGAUAGACCGUCUUACUGCAUGAUCUGUCUUUGACAUCAUGCUAUCAGAAUAUCUGUAUCUAUCUAUCUACCCUUAUAAAAUGCAUUGUUUCUAUACAAAGAACAAUGUCUACUGUUAAGUUUUCGUUAAAGACUCUCGAAAGCCAAGGAACAAUUUUGGAAGGCAUCGCUGUGAUAUCCCUUUGUAGCACUUCCCGUGUGAUGUAAAAGACACGUAUACAUUGAAUAAAAUUAAACUUGUGGUCA